This is a messenger RNA of Owenia fusiformis, 1293 nucleotides long. The record is from the annotation of a GenBank genome assembly. NCBI's taxonomy places the organism in Eukaryota, Metazoa, Annelida, Polychaeta, Sabellida, Oweniidae.
GGUUGAAUUAGAAAUGGCGCGAAAUUAUAAGGAGCAUAGCACAAAUUCUUGAGAAUUCGACAUGGGAGCAUGUAUUAUUCAGGCCGUCCAGCUGAAACGAGGGACUUUGUAAACAAAAGCAAUGUCUCGACUGAAAGGAAAUUUCAAAAUGGAGGUUUCGACGAAACAAACAUCAGGCAAAGGCUCUACAAAUAAUGCGUUGAAUAUGGCUAAUAAUACAAAAGUUGCAGCACUUAAAGGUGGCCAAAUGAUAAAUGACAGACUUGAAAAGUUAAAGAAAUGGCGUGAGGAGAAAGAAGCGAAAAACAGAAAACCGCUUGGAAAUGUCAAUGGACAACACACAAAUAAACAAACAACCAUGGCAACAAAGAAGCCAGUUGCCAUAGGCAUAAAACAAUCUGUUUCCAUGGCUACAGUUCCUAGAAACACCAUGAGUAAUACACUCAGGGAAAGUGUUAAUGCAAAAAGAAAACCUGAAACUUUGGAUAGGAAUGAUGCACCCGCUAAAAAGAUGCGAACAAGUCUUGCGACUUCAAAGAAGGUACCAUUGGAAAAAGACAAUGCAGAAAUGAGCAAAAAAUUGGAAGAAUGGAAGAUGAAGAAAGCAGCACAGACUAAGGUGACAGCAGCUACUGUAUUGGAAAGGAGGAAAACAUACAUUCCCGGAGGUUUCACUGCAGUACAAACUAAAGACGCACAGAAGUUUCCCCCGUCCUCGAGAAAACUGCAGUUAAAUGAAAGACGCUACACAUUUUCAGCAGCAGUGCCUGGUGCAAACUUCAAAAAGACCAUAACGAUCGAAAAAUCUGUCGCCAAAUCGGGCAGACGUCUUAGCAUAUCUAAAACUGUCACUACAACAAUUGAGCCCAAAGAGCCAAAGAAAACAGCUGGAAAGGUUUUGGAGAGAAAAAUUCCGGGAACAAAUUCCACGAGGGGAGUGUCAACUGCAAGAAUUGUUAAACCUGUGGAGAAAAAGAACAAUUUGGGUGCGUCAUUAAAGAGCAUGAAACCCAAUAAGCAACCCAUAAGCAGAGUGGGAAUUAUAACAGCCACAAAGCAGCCUAUAGGCAGUGUCAGUGUUAAAUCAACCACAAAGCAGUCAAUUGGCAGUAUGGGUGUUAAAUCAGCCACAAAGCAGCCCAUUGGCAGUAUGGGUGUUAAAUCAGCCACAAAGCAGGCUAUAGGCAGUGUCGGUGUUAAAUCAGCCACAAAGCAGCCCAUUGGCAGUGUGGGCGUUAAAUCAGCCACAAAGCAAGCAGUAGGCAGUGUGGGUAUCAAGGCACAUAAGGGGGC